Messenger RNA from Centropristis striata (black sea bass), 8691 nucleotides. It is a transcript of the gene shroom3, whose product is annotated as shroom family member 3. The record is from RefSeq and is a predicted model, not a curated record. Gene Ontology annotation, molecular function: actin filament binding. The transcript is spliced from 26 exons. Gene Ontology annotation, cellular component: adherens junction; cortical actin cytoskeleton; apical junction complex. The coding region runs from base 1 to 6300 and encodes 2099 amino acids. Gene Ontology annotation, biological process: actin filament organization. Lineage: Eukaryota; Metazoa; Chordata; Actinopteri; Perciformes; Serranidae.
AUGGAGAACGGCGUACGGGCGGGGCUCCAGCAGCAGCAGGCGGCGGGCGGAGGAGGAGCAGGAGGCGGCUGGGUGCUGGUGCAGGCCCGGCUGCAGGGAGGAGCACCGUGGGGCUUCACCCUGCAGGGCGGCCUGGAGCACGGGGAGCCGCUCAUCAUCUCCAAGGUGGAGGAGGGUGGUAAGGCAGACAGGUUGGAGCAGCCGCUGCUGGUGGGGGAUGAGAUUAUUGUCAUCAAUGAUGUGGAGCUGACUGGAUACAGGCAAGAGGCCAUCGCUCUGGUCAAAGGAUCGUACAAGACUCUGCAGCUCACCGUACGCAGGGAGUUCGAUCCAGGAUACAUUGAGGAGUUUGGUACUUCACAUCCCCCGAUCCCUGCUCUUCCUCCUCCUCCUCCUCCUCCUCCUUCUCCACCACCACCACCACCACCACCACAACAAACACCACCGUCAUCACGUCACAGACCAUGUUCUGCAGGAGGAGUCCAACUACGCAUCAAAAACCGACGCAGUGAGCAGGCGUCUCGUCCUCACUCGUGGCAUUCGACCAAACUGGCUGAAGGUCAGCAGCAGUCAGAUCAAAGAGGGAUGGAAACGAUGAGCAGCGCCUGGCACCACGGCUACCAUGCCAGUGCCUCGACCACCGACCUGUCAGGCGGGUUUGACUCUGGCAGCAGCUACCUGAGGAAGAGUCCGGACCAGUACAGCUCGAGGGGCAGCAUGGAGAGCCUGGACCCUCCUCAGUCCUCCCAGCAUCACUCUGGAGCUCAGCACCACCACUCACUGGGCCACCACACCCACAGUGGACCCCACCCGGCCUAUUCCUCCUGCCACCAGCUGUCCUCUGCCAGGUCCUCCAACAGCAUCGACCACCUCCACAGCAAACGAGACUCUGCCUACUCCUCCUUCUCCACCAGCUCCAGUAUCCCAGAGUACCUCGCCUCCACCCCGUCCUUCAGCCCAGAGCGCUCCUACUCGCUGGAGACUGUCCCUCAAAGAGAAGGAAGAAGUGGAGAGAUGCAGCAGGCUGACAUUUGUUACGUCAGGACGGUUUACGACCCCCAGCAGUGCCUAUCUCAAGAGCACGAGAUGAGCUCCACCUCUGUCGCGCUGCUACGUAACAGCGAUUCCAGAGGUGGGGGCGGGGCGAGGUCAGGGCAAAGCCGGGAGCUACAAGGUUCAGCGGGUGGGGUCUGUUACCGUGGUAGCAGCAGUGGUAGCAGCAGCAGUAGUGGCAGCAGCAGAGAUGGUGUACCAGCAUCAAACAGACACAGUGUGGGUCCCAUAUGGGGCCCCGCAACCAGCCGCAGCUCCUAUGAGAGCCUGAGGGGGGCGCCAGCUCCACCCAGGCGCAGCGACAGCUACGCAGCCAUCAGGAACCACGAGAGACCCAACUCAUGGUCCAGUCUGGAGCACGCCCGGUCACUACGAUCUCUGCAGAAAGGUGCCUACCAUCACUCCAGCGGAAAUGUGGCCUCAGGUAAAGGCUUGUACGGCGCUGAGGGUCAGCUCCACACAGUGAUAGAGAAGAGUCCAGAGAGCAGCCCCACCACCAAGCCCCGGCAGGGUGGAGGCUUUUCCCAGCCCCCUUCCCCAACUGGACCCUCCUCUGGACCUUCAGGCUCCAUCCCGCCGUCAGGCCGACUCAUUCUGCCCACGGGCAUGUACCCGGUCCCCCAACUUGAGCCCCACUAUGCACAGAUGCCCAGUGCCAGCCAUGGGCCAGGAUCCUCGGGAGUCUACCCCGCCCUGGCCAAGGAGAGCAGCCGACAGCAGCAGCAGCAGCAGCAGCAGGGCAUGGGAGGGAGAGAGGAAGGAGUGAUGGAGAGGCGUAGGGAUGGAAGGAUAUCAGCUACGGAGAAUGGAUACCAAAACAACACUUCUUCCCUAUACCCGUAUCCCUCUUCUUCAACAUCUGCCUUUACACAACUCAAGACUCAAGCACACGAGGCAGACAGGCAUCAACAGGAGGAGUCAAACUCUGACCACUACCGACCCCUCAUGAAAACUGCCGGUGAGGGAUCAGAGGAACAAACAGGGGCCCAAAGGCCCCCGAAUCACCAGGGACCUCACGGCCAGAGCUUCCAAGGCUCCCACAGUCAAAGAAGCCAGAGACCCCACAGCCAAGUGUUCCAGGAACAGAUUCAGGAUUACCAUACUGCCCACAUCCAAUCGACUGCUGGACUCAGGCCCCAAUCCUCACAAGACUGUAGGGACUCCUGCAUGCCUGUCCAGUCCAGGGUAGAGCGCAGAAGGUCAAUGGACCAGACAAGCACUCAUUCAGAGCCGGUGGCGUCCCCCAGGCUCGCCCAGGGACAAAUGCCUCCUACUCACUUCCCUGUCCACCCUCAGCCUCAGGCUCCACACCCCUCCGCUGCCCAGCCUCCUCCACGUCACCACAGUGACUCAGUAGCUCUUCAAUACCAGCAUUGGGACCACAUAGAGCGGGACAAAGACCGAGAACACCCACUGACCCGUCUGGAGAUCGCCCUUGCCGAAGUCCAGCGAUGCACCAGCCCCACCAGUGUCGUCUCAACCAGUAGCCACGGUAACAGUAGCCAUGGUGAUGGCAGCCAGGGACCUGUCCGCAGCCUCUCUGUCCUGGAGAAGGUCAGUCGUUUUGAGCGUCGGGAACGGACCGGAAAACACCGCAGUCAGAGCACCACCAACGCACAAGACAAAGGCACCCAUUUGAGGGUGGCUGAGAAAGGACGCAGCUCUCCGUGUGGAGCAGAUGACCUCAGAAACAUGCUGGAGAGAAGCAACAGCAGGACCAAAGCCCAUAGGACUAUGAGCUACAGAGGAGGCAGCAGUGAACACACGAAAUACAGAACCCCAGCAGAUCCCAAUUCAGCGCUCCAGAGGAGCCGAAGCACCUUCCAGCUGGACGAAUCAAGAGAGGUUGACAGCAGGAAAGACUUCCCCCGGACACAGGACAUCCAAGAGAUGCUGGGAACCAUGCAGGACACGUCCUACAACAGAACUUACAGGGACUCUUUGAAAGACGCCCAAUCCAAGGUCCUGCGGUCCACCUCCUUCAGACGGAGAGACCUCAGCUCCUCAAUCAGUCCUCCACCACCUGCAGCUCCUCAUCAGCCUCCACCUGUCCUUGCCAAGCACCACUCCUUGGAGAAAAAAGGCCCCAAAACCAUGCCCAAACCUCAGGGCAUCAUCAUCACGCCACAGUCACCACAGUCGCCACCACCAGUCACAACCCCUCACACCCCUAAGGAGCGAUUUGUUGUCAGCCCAGAGACCCGAGGCCCAAGUCCUCCAGCCCUCCCCAGUGUCCCGGCGGUUGGACCUCCUUCUAUGUUGCGGAUCUGCGGCCGAAAGCGUCUGACAAUGGACCAGAAGAAACGAUCAUACUCAGAGCCAGAGAACAUGAAUGAGGUCGGGGUUUCAGAUGCGGAGACGGCUGCCCUAUUCAGGCUUGGAGGAGAGACCAGUGUGGCAGAUCGGCGGAAGAUGUUUGAGCUUGUGGCAAGUCGUGUCGGGGGUGGAGCUCUGCAAAAUGCCACAUCAAGGCCUGACUUGCGGCAGCUUCAGCAAGACGCUCUGGCUGAUUAUGUGGAGAGGAAGAGAGGUGUGAAAAGAGACAAUGGAGGACAAAGGAGUGGGACGAGGCCACGUAGUGCUUAUCUACAGCCUGAAUACAGCAACAAUACAGUUUCCUCCUGUCACUCAGACACCCUCAGCCUCUCUUCCAGCUCCAGCCUGCUCUCCCUCCAGGACUCUGGUGCAGACCAAAACUUUUCCUCUGGAGAGAGGCGUCUCUUCUCCCUCCACCAGUCCAACCUCUUCUACCCGGGCACGGUGACCAUUCCAAGAGCUCCAGUGCACCCAUCUAAUAGUGUUCCCUCUGGCUCCCAUUCUGAGCCCCAGGGUCAGGUUCCCCAGGCCCAGGUCCCCCAGGAUGUCACCCGUGUAGCUGGGUUCAACAGACACAGUCUAUCCUCCAGGAGAGAACUAGGUCUUGACCCCCAGCAGCUGGCCGCAGAGCCUCAACUCAACCUGGGACUGUCAAAGCAGCUCAACGGAGCUCUGCAGAGAGCUGGAUCAGCUCGGGGCUCCGGGAAGUCGGCUUCUGCUGAAGAUCUCCUGGAGAUAACCGAAGAGAGACAACUGACUCCUCAACAUUACCGCUCCCGCUCCAACCCCACAGUAGAGACACUGAACCAGGACUUCCCUCAAGGUGACGUCAGCAUGUAUGGGGUCUUCACCUCUGAACCUGGACAUCACUCUCUGGCUGAGGACAGACCUGCAGAAGUCCAGCUCUCUGGCAAUCUCGUCUCUCCUCAAUUCUCUCGAAGUCUAAGCGCCGUCCAGUCUGCAGGACCGUCGGAAGAUCCAGGCUCCGCCCACACUCCUGUCACUCGUAGGGAGCGACAGAGGAACAGUGAGCGGCAGCGGGCCCACAGCACCGCCACCUUGGCGGCCUCUGUUGGCCUGCCCUGCCCCCUCUCCCCAUCGGGGAUUCAAGAUAGCGCUGAGUGGCAUGCUAGCGAGAGGCUGAGCCAGGCCAACCUGGAUGCCAUCACUUUCCCAGGCAUCCCGCAACCGAGCACAGGUGACAGUGAAGGAAGUAACACUACUGACUACAAUGAAACCCUGGUGACGGUCAGACAGACAAGACACAGUUUGAGUGAUGCCACCAUAUUAGAAGACACUGUCAAGGACACGUUUAGAGGAAGAGCCUUCAGUUUAGAGAGGACAGGAUGGUAUUCUGCAGAAAACGGCAAACAAGUUUCGCCAGUGCCAGCAGCCCUGCCCGAUGUCCAGCUUGCAACCCCACCAAACAUGGACGGCAGGGCCAUCACGCCGUCUCCUCCCCCAUCCUCCCAUCCGUCCAUCCCCCGGCACCUGUCCUCACUGCGAAUCUCAGAGUCCAGCUUCUUCAGCAUAAAUGACCAGCAGCAACCUCUCGAGUCCUCGAUAGGCCUAUCGCAGGAAGACUUUGACGAGGUCUUCCUCCAAAAUCCUGCUCCUCCAUCACCUCCUCCACCAGUCGAAGAGACAAGUAUCUUGGAGGAUUUCCCUCCUCCUCCUCCUCUUCCUCCUCCUCCUCCUCCUCCCCUGGACUUGGAGCAGGAAGCUGGACACCAGACUGCAAGAAGUCCUAGCAUGGAGGACCUAAACAGCUCCAUCAUUGACACCAGGAAAUCAUCCCUCCACUCUCCUCCAGUGUCCCCUUCCCCCUCCAUCUCUCCUGCGCCUGUGCCCAUCCUCCUAACUUCCCCUAAGACACAGCCUUUCCCCAUCACCACAUCCACUGAGGACAGCCUAGGUCUUGAGUACCAGCCACUACCCAAGAGGGAAAAAACAUCAGAGGAGCUUCGAGUGGAGGCGCUGGCCCGGCAGCUGUUGUUGCAGGACCGCUCUCUGGUGCCCCUCCUGGACACAUGGGGGGGUAAAUCCACUGUAGAGCUAAUGGAGGAGAUCUUCCCAAACAGCAGACUGGUUGGUAAAUCACCAUGGCAACGAAGGGGCAGUAGCAGAUUGGAUGACAGGAUCCAAGAUGGCGUCUGUGAUCCCUCUCAGAGCAUGACGACUAAUGAAGGGAAGGAGACGGAUCUGGAUGAGGAUGAGAAAGACCUGAACACUAGGAAGGUGGAGUUGUGUGAGGCUCUGAACCACAGUGUGGCAGCUCUCAGGCAGGAGAAGGAGGUGCUGUGUGGGGAGCAGAGAUGUCACCAGGCGCUGGGGACGAGCAUUGAAACCCUGGUGCAGGAACACCUCAAAACCAACGAGAAGGACAAGUACAGCAUGUUCAUCGGAGAUCUGGAAAGGAUUGUGAACCUGCUGCUGUCUCUGUGCAGCCGGCUGUCGAGGAUCGACAGAUCUCUGCUGGCUCUGGAGAGAGAGGAGCUGACACAAGAGGACGCAGCAGAAGAGAGGGAGUCCCUCCACCACAAGCGCUCUCUACUCCUCGGUCAAACUGAAGACGCCCAGGAGCUGAAGGAGAACCUGGACCGGCGGCAGCGCGUGGUCCACGCCAUCCUGUCCGGCUACCUCACCGAACCGCAGCUCCAGGACUACCGGCGCUUCGUCAGCACCAAACCCUCCCUUCUGAUUCGCCAGCGGCAACUCGACGACCUCAUACGGCAGGGGGAGGAGCAGCUGACUCGAUUGGCCGAGAGCCUGCCGCAGGAGGUGGCGGAGGCUCACGGGUGGUCCAGAGGGUGCCUGUUCUCCUCGUCGGGCCCCAGCCUCUGCUCUUCCCCUUUUCAACCGCUGCUUCCACCCACUGUGAUUCCAGGCCCCUCCCACUUAGUCAGGUCCACCACUGUGACAUCACUGUGAUGUCACGGACAGGCCGCUAUUAGUGGCAGUGAAGGAUGGGAAAUGAAAAAGAGACAACUGGCUCCCUAAAACUUGAGUGAAGGAGCUUUACAUGAAGGAUGAGCGGGCCUGGAACAGGCUCGGCUCACACUCAAACUAUGCACGCUUCACACAAUGUGCCUCGUUCUAUUCACACGUGACUUUACGUUACACCUUAGCAUCAGCAACCAGCGCUGUGUGGAGUAAACUGCCUGCUGCCAAUAUUUCUAAUGACCCUCUGCUCUGAAAAGUGAUUUCUAAAGGACCACCAGGUUUUGUCAGGUUGGACGUUCAUCAUCAAAUACUAGAAAUAUACACAAUACAAAGGACAAUUCCAGUGUUAUUGGUCAUUUCUUGUAGUUUUUACAGCUGUUAUCAUGUUCGAAAUACUUAUUAUUAUACUUUCAAUAUCUAAAUAUUCUAAAUAUCUCAAGAUGCAUUUUCAUCCACCAGGUUGUUUGUUUUUUUGGCAAAAAAUCAAGAAAUUUUUCAUCUGGCUGAGGUGGAAAGGUUGGUGUAUAGAUAAAAUCUAAAAUGCAAAAAAAAAAAGUGUAACGGAAACAGAUUUAGCAAAUAAAUAAUGACAUACAUGAACUUGAACUUUCAAAUCAAAUCUCAUAUUUUCAUCCAGUUUUCACUGUGGCCUCUAUUUUCUGUAAUCUGCUUUUAUUAACUGCUAAUAAUCACAUAUUCAAUUCUUUUUGCAGAUUUUCACAAAAUUCUGGUAAAAUUUGUGAAACACUUGGAGGGAGAGCUGACUCAGUAAGAAUGAGAGCAGUGAUGCUCUGUAGCAUAGCUGUAAUUUAUGUUAAAUAUUCAAGAUAGAUAAGAAAAAACCCACAUUUCCAGAAAUAUUACAGAUGGUUUAAUCAAACUGACCAUAAUCCUGGUGCAGAUACUAUAGGUAAGACAGCAGCCUCAAUUAAAAGUAAAAAGGAUAUACAUUUUAUUUUUUAAUGUCAAGAAAAACUCUCGCUGGAAUUGUCCUUUAAACAGCCCUGAUGAUUCUUUCAGGAACCUCCAGGAGUUUCUGAUGACAAGACAAAGUGAGCAGGUGUUUUAUCUCCCAAAGACAAAUUAUUAUCAUCUUUACAAUAACAUAUGAUGAUUUUGUCAUCUUGUCAAACUCUUCAGAGAUUUAUGGCCAGAUCAGCUUAUGUACAUGUACAGUUAACUUACAAAAACAACACCAAAAUCUGGGGGACACUGUUUUUUAUUUCACUACUACAGAAGCAAAUAAAAUCUGAUCGUGGAGGGUAACUGCUCAGAUCACUAUCACAUGAUACUGUAACACUACUACAGCCUGUUCUCCCCUCAGAAACGUCAGUCUAGGUCGUGUGUACAGGCAGCGAAAAACAAACUGUAUGUCCCUGCAUUCUGUUAGAGGCUGGGGUGGUGGAUAGUGGUGGAUAGUGGUCGACCGAUACAGGUUUUUUAAGGCCGAUACCGAUUAUGUUGACAUCAGUCUUAACCAAUCCCCGAUAUGUGCUGCCGAUUUUUUUGGGCCAAUUCUUGAAGCCGAUAUUGCCUUUUCUCCCUCCAUUUACAUGAUAAAAAUGACACAAUGAUAACAAAUGUUACACAAGUCUCAAUUUAAACAACAAAAGAAACAUUUAUUAACAAAACAAACAAAACAUAUUAACAGUUGGAUAGGCCGAUGCCGAUACAAGUCAAAAACGCAAAUAUCGGUCUACCUCUAGUGAUGGAUGGGUCUGACUUUCACCCAGGAGAGUAGGGUUCGCAUCCCAUGUGAAAACAAAAGUAAGUUAUUUUCAUCAGUGUCAUGUAAAACCAUUGUAUUGUAUAUGAAGGUCUUUCCAAUGUGCAUAAAAAAGUGUUAACAUGCAUUUUUUAUGAAAAACAAGUGAAUUAUCCUCAUUAGACCAUGAUCUGUGAGAGGUAAAGAACAGCACUGCGUUAAAUAUUGGUUGAAAAGGUUAGUAAUGGAGUUAAUAAUGAAAUAUAAACAAUGUGUUUUUUAGUUUCUGACACUUUUGUAUAAUUAAACAUGCCCCUUGGUCAAAUUGACCUAUGAACAGAGAAACGAACAUAACAGGAGGAUUAAAUUGUCUUUCAAAACGCCUUACCAGGACAUUUUUUUCCCUAAGCCUAGAUCAGUGGUUUUGUAACAUAAAUCCACAAAAACGUUUGUGCUAUUUUUAGAAAGCGGCGCUGUACCGCAAACUGUGAAACGCAAGCCGCGAUACUUACGUACAUUUAAGUGUCGGAAUUUGUAAUUUGUGGCACUGACUACUGAUGUGCCAAUGAAGCCUCAUGAACCAUUUUCAUUAUUUUUGGAGUCCACUAGAUGGUGCUGUUGGUUUUAACCCUUUAUCAGACAAAAAACUAUAUUUGGUAACUUCAGGUAAUAUU